Messenger RNA from Talaromyces proteolyticus, 1764 nucleotides. RefSeq lists its product as uncharacterized. The coding region runs from base 1 to 1764 and encodes 587 amino acids. Lineage: Eukaryota; Fungi; Ascomycota; Eurotiomycetes; Eurotiales; Trichocomaceae. The transcript has a single exon. The record is from RefSeq and is a predicted model, not a curated record.
AUGGGUGCAUGCUCUCUCACAAACAUCAACACACUCAUUCUUAUAUCCCUUCUCAUCGUGACCACAACGUCAACCCCCGUUUCUCCCUCUCCACAGAAUGCCGCUGGGCCUCUCGGCAGCCCAGCCGGAUCAUCACCAGGCACCAUCCCCUCUGGAAAUAAUGGUGGUGGUGAUGACUCGUCGAGCGGGAGCGGGAGCGGGAGUGGCCCAACUCAAUUCGGCUCCAAUAUACGAGCUGUGAAUACUGUCAUGGCUGUGCUGUGCAGCCUCCUGACUACUAGUACAUACGCGGUGCUGAUCGGUCCUGGCUCACGGCUGCUCAGCACAAGCAAACUCCCCAUGGCCGCCAUCGAGACCAACAUCGGGAACCUCCUAUCCGCAACCUGGCCGGACAAAAGCACCUCUACCAGCACUAGACCUAGCGGGGAGUAUUGCCAGCCUUCAUCUUCAUCUUCAUCUUCAUCUUCUGAUGCUAUCCGGCUUCUAUACGCUGGUAGCAUGGAUCAAGACCAAGACCAUGAUUAUCGCGUUGGACGAGGAGUCGAGCAAUGCGCCGCUGGACCCGUGGAACGAUUCCCCACGCCGCCGCUGUGGCUGACGACAGGCUCCUCGCUAACUCGAAGCAUUGUCCAGCUCGCGGUCUGGGAGUGGAUCAGCAUCUGGAUGAUCCUGGCCAUGCUGGUAUCGACGCUGGCCUUCAACGGGUUCCUAACCAACGACUUAACACAGGAUAGCUAUCCGCGGCUGGUCAUUGUGCUCCUAUACUCGAUCGCAUUUGCCCUGCAUGCUUGGUAUGUAUGGAAGUCAUGCCGAAACUUUUUCACUGUCGUCACCGCCGGCGCGAGUUGGAGUUUGCUACACAAAGCCUCCUUCGUGUCGGUGUCUCUGCCGCAGUUGGAGCGUCGGGUCAUGCAAAAUGCAGACUCGCCGGCUUUCAAGCAGGUUGGCAAGCCCGCGUCGAGCUCGACGUAUCCGGUCGCCCCGACGCUUCUCCAGCAAGACGUAGGCGGGGAGAUAGUCGCUACGAAGGAGGAAAAGAUCACGGAUGUGCAGAAAAGUGAGGCUAGCACUGUAGCGGAUUGGCAGAAGCGGGAUAUUAAUAGCUGUGUUGAGUCUGGGAGAUUGGCGCUGGACAAUAUUGUCGCCAAUGUGAUGACCAUGUUGGGCAUCACGAUCACGACGGGGUUCGCGGUGUGGACGAGCAGAGCGGAUUCAACCUCGGAGAGCUCGCAGUUGGGUUCCCUUGCUCUCCUCGCUUCUCUGACCCUGGGGACCGGCGCCAUGUUCACCAGUACCAUCCAUCUCAGCGUCAUGAAUUCGGCCUUCCGGAACGUGUUGUUUCUGAAAGAACUCAUGAUCAACGGCGAAUCAUCGUCGCAUGUUUCCAAACGCGCAUUGAAGAAGAGGAUACUAGGGUUUAUCCACGGCUCCAUUAGACAUGUACCGGUUGGCAUGGGCGAGUUGAUGAAGCUGUCGACUGUUGGGACAAUGAUUCUUUUUGGUCCAGCCUAUACAUUGCUUCCUACGGCUGCAGAUCAUGAACGUCAAUCUACUGGUGUUGAAUAUGAGUUUCAUGCCAGUGUAAGGGGAAAGCAGGUUAUAUUUACGACUAGCAAAACGGACCGCCACGCAGAAGCUGAUGAUUACCCUGUGGAGGCAAUUAAUGUUUUUUUUAACGACCAUAAUGCCUCGUCUGUGUCUAUGUGCGACGCCAAGAACCCCAUAUCCGUGAAGUCAGAAGGCCCUAUUUCGACGGACGUGUGA